AUGUAUCAGCAACAGUCGGUGGGUCGGCCAGCGUCCAAGAGUGCCGUUCUUCUCGUCAAGGAUGAAAAUGAUUCCUCCUGGCGCGAGUGUCGCAGACCGACGACGGCGAACGUGCUCCGUUCGCGUGAAUGUGUUGCGCCGGGAAGCGAAGUAGAAAAGACGGAUCGUGCCGCAAGUUCAAAAGACGCUUGCGAGGACAAGCUUUGGAGUAAAGAUGAGGAAAGAGAGGAUGAUGCGAUACUCCCCGGCACGAAUGGCCCAACUUCACCGUCAGUUGUUCUAGGGAGGGGGAAAGAGGAUCGUAUGAUUGCGCGAUGCAGUCCUCGAAUGCGUUCGGAAGGUUUACGAACAACGGGUAGCGUGACCAGUGGAUGA
This is a messenger RNA of Penicillium diatomitis, 375 nucleotides long. RefSeq lists its product as uncharacterized. The record is from RefSeq and is a predicted model, not a curated record. NCBI's taxonomy places the organism in Eukaryota, Fungi, Ascomycota, Eurotiomycetes, Eurotiales, Aspergillaceae. The transcript has a single exon. The coding region runs from base 1 to 375 and encodes 124 amino acids.